Erigeron canadensis is the source of this 614-nucleotide messenger RNA. RefSeq names its product auxin-induced protein 15A-like. Lineage: Eukaryota; Viridiplantae; Streptophyta; Magnoliopsida; Asterales; Asteraceae. Gene Ontology annotation, biological process: response to auxin. The transcript has a single exon. The coding region runs from base 116 to 415 and encodes 99 amino acids. The record is from RefSeq and is a predicted model, not a curated record.
CCUUUUAAUAAUAUGCAUACAAAUUCCUUAAAAAUCAUCUACAACAAUAUCUUUCACCAAGAAAAUAAUCCUAGAUAAUUUUGGUCCUUCCUCAACCAUUAAGAAGCGGAAAAAGAUGGCAAUCCGUCUGCCUCGGGCUACUCAAGCAAAACAAAUUUUGAGACGAUCAUUCUCAAAUGGAAGUACAAAAUCAACAUUUGUAGACAUUCCAAAAGGCUUUCUUGCCCUUUAUGUUGGGGAACAAGAACAGAAGCGAUUUGUGGUUCCUAUAUCUUUAUUAGAGCAGCCUAUGUUUCAAGAGCUACUUCAACAGGCUGAGGAAGAAUUUGGGUUCGAUCAUUCAAUGGGUGGCCUCACAAUUCCAUGUAGUGAAGACCUAUUUCAUGAUGUUGCUUCUACUUUGGGUGCAUUAUAAAUUUUACGCAACAAAUUUUGACAUCACAAUUUUCUGAACAACUAACCAUUAGGACCGUUUAUAGUUGUAAAUGUAUAUAGAUUCAUAUAGAUACUUGUCCCAGAUGUAUGAAAUAUGAAUUACCUUGGAACUAUUUCGAUUUCACUGUAUUUUAUUUAAUUUAAAUAGCUAUUAUAUGAAUGAAAACUUAGCAUUACCA